Molecule: messenger RNA, 1486 nt
Organism: Oncorhynchus kisutch (coho salmon)
Lineage: Eukaryota; Metazoa; Chordata; Actinopteri; Salmoniformes; Salmonidae
Product: midkine-A
Exons: 5
Coding region: 263-706 (147 amino acids)
Molecular function (GO): growth factor activity
Source: RefSeq, a predicted model, not a curated record
UCAGAAAUCAUGACCACUGUAUAUAAUGCAAAUUAGAUGGGCUUGUUUUUGCCUCCCAUUAUAUGGAUUAAAGUGAUGCCACAUGGAUAAGUGAUGUCACCGAGUGGUAGAUUUAAACAUUGUUCAUAUGCGACCAGCUCAAACUAGUUUCGGGAAAAAAAGUAGGACGACACAGUAAACGCAAGCUGUAGUCUGGGUGCGGAAAGCAAACGACUACACAACCGGUAUAGUGAUUUGACUGUGAAGUUGCCUGUUUGUGAGAAUGAAAAUGCAAGGUGUGUUCUCAAUGACACUUGUGCUGCUUGUGGCCUUGAUGGUCACAGCAGAAGCAGCACACAAACAUGGUGACAAAAAAGGUCAGAAAGCCAAAGAGGGGGGCAAAGCAGAGUGUGCUGAGAAGCGCUUUGGCAAAUGUGUGCCCAAUGCUGGUGACUGUGGAGAUGGGUUCCGUGAGGCCACCUGCAGUGAGCACACCACCAAACACAAGUGCAAUAUCCCCUGCAACUGGAAGAAGGCCUUUGGUGCUGACUGCAAGUACAGGUUCACCAAUUGGGGUGAGUGUGACACGACCACCGGCACCAAGAGCCGGUCAGGAACCCUGAAGAAAGACAUGUUCAAGUUAGACUGCGAGGCCACCAUCACGGUGACCAAGCCAUGCUCCUCUAAGCCCAAGGGGAAGGGAGGAAAAGGGAAGAGGACAGAGUGACAACUAAAGAGUGAAGCUUGAGGACUGACUGAGACACAGCAGGUGUGACUUCUGGCUUACUUCAGCAGCACAAUCGUCACCCUCCUUUGCCAAACACUCAGCCAGUGUCUCUGACUGUGUCCAAAAAUGACACCCUAUCCGUUAUAUAGUGCACUACUUUAGACCAGAGGGCCCUGGUCAAAAGUAGUGCAAUAUAUAAGGAAUAGGGUGUCAUUUGGGAUGUAGCAUCUGUCUCUGCCGCUAAGCGCUUUGUCCUUCUCAAAACAACAACAACCCAACAAUCUCUGUCUAUACUCUCAUGUUCAUGUCUUUUCACGAAAACAAUAUUGUUAUGUGUUUUUAUUUGUUUUAAGGGUUAAAAAAAAUCUUUACAUUCUUUUCAGUAGGAAACUUGACAUAUAAGUCAGUCUUCAUAGUUUUAGGCCAUCCUAUGAUUCUUCUUAACAGAAAGUGUAAAGAACUCAACUUCUAUUGAUAGUUGUAAUAAAGCUAUAGUUACAAAAUUAAACAUAAACAUAAACACUAUGAACAAAAUGAUAAUAUUUCUUCAAUGAUCAUGAAUGUCGUUGACCAUGUUCCAAGAAGCUCAAAAAUACAUAUUUUAGAAGAUUUUAGAGGAAUCGUUUUUGUAUGUGGAUAUGUGUACUGUCUAUAUCCUGGAAACAAAUAUUAGAAUUCUAUGGAACAAUGGAACUCCUCUGCAAAAUGUAUUUUUGAACUAUAGAAAUGACUGGAAUUGCAACACAAGGUUUGUAUAAAAUAAUAAAAUACUGUACUGUU